This is a messenger RNA of Diabrotica virgifera virgifera (western corn rootworm), 567 nucleotides long. RefSeq lists its product as uncharacterized. The transcript has a single exon. The coding region runs from base 1 to 567 and encodes 188 amino acids. Lineage: Eukaryota; Metazoa; Arthropoda; Insecta; Coleoptera; Chrysomelidae. The record is from RefSeq and is a predicted model, not a curated record.
AUGGCAGAGAAUCAAGCAGGAAGCCAUGUGCUUGCCAACAUGGCAACAGUAUCAGCUCCUUCUGAGUUUAAUUUCUCCCUUCCAGGAUCAUGGAAUCAGUGGAAAAAGAGGUUAGAAAGAUAUAUGUCGGUUAGUGGUUUUAUAAACAAACCAGAAGCUGAAAAAAUUGAUAUGCUAGUGUAUCUAAUGGGGGCAGAAGCAGAGGAAAUUAUAACUCAAUUUAAUCUAACACCCGCACAGCAAGUAUAUAGUAUUAUUAUCGAGAAGUUUGACGCUCAUUUUAUACCCCAAAAGAACGUAAUAUUUGAACGAUUCAAGUUCAACACACGUAGUCAACAGCCAGGGGAGUCGGUGGAUGCAUAUAUCACUGCACUUCAUAGCCUGGCAGAGCAUUGUAGUUAUGGGGCUCUAAAAGAUGAGUUAAUAAGAGACCGCAUAGUAGUAGGAGUUUUAGAUGUAAAAGUAAGUGAGAGGUUACAACUCCAAAAGAACCUAACAUUAGGGGAAGCUGUAUUAACAGUACGUCAAGCCGAGCUGCAGAAUUCUCAAAACAGGAUUCUUAGGUAA